AUACCUACUCAAUGCUCUUCUGUGUGUGACUCGCUCAUCCGGAGGGCACCCCCGUCGUCGAAGUACCGCAAAGAGACGCGCUUUUUUAUCCACGGCCACCAUUCUCUUACGAACCGCGCCGGCAGUCGGACGUAAAACUGUGCGACGAAACGUUAACCGCGUGGCGUGGCUAUUCUGUUCCCUCUCCUUAUAACAAAUUCUGUACCUUUGCCCAUACAGAGGAGCGUGGUGCUAAGAACGGAACGGAAAGAAGUUUUUCUCCUUGUGAUUUUCGACCGCGGUCGUCGACUUCGUUGUUUGAAAAAUCGCGUUCAGAAUCGGUGAUUUUCGAGUGAAAGUGAUAUGAAAAGUGUGAAAAAUUGAUUGGAAACUGUGUCCAGACAGAUUGAACGUGUUUGAAUAAGGAUUACUAGUAGGAGCAGUUUGCAGCCAGCAAGGAAGGAAGGAAACGCUACCAAAAUGGGAGAUCAAGCAGUGCCCCCGAAGGGAAAUGUCCUGGGAUCUCUGGUCCCGGCCCGUUACAUUCUAGCCGUGCUCGGUUCCAUCGGUAUGGCUAUCAUUUACGGGCUGAAAGUGAACCUGAGCGUGGCCAUGGUGGCCAUGCUGAACCACUCGGCACUGGCACACAGUUCGGCUCCGGUUCACGAGAUGACCGAAAUGCACAGCACCGAAGAGGUCUGCGGCCAGUCUGGAAACUCGACGGAAGCGGUCGAGGAUGGCCCCUUCGCCUGGAGUGAACCCCUGCAAGGAACCAUUCUCAGCUGUUACUUCUGGGGAUACUUCGUAUCGCAGAUUCCCGGAGCCCGCAUUGCAGAGAGCUUGUCCGCCAAAUGGGUGAUGUUCUUCUCGGUGUUCAUCAACGUGAUCUGCACGCUGUUGACUCCGGUCGCUGCCGAACUGCACUACGGAGCCAUGAUUGCCAUGCGUAUCGGUGAAGGUAUCGGAGGAGGUGUGACCUUCCCAGCUAUGCACGUCAUGUUGGCCUCGUGGGCUCCACCGAAUGAAAGGUCGGUCAUGUCGGCUAUUGUGUACGCUGGCACUGCCCUGGGUACGGUUAUCUCCAUGUUGAUGGCAGGUGUACUGGCCGGAAGCUUGGGCUGGGAGUCGGUGUUCUACGUUAUGGGAGGUUUGAGCUGUAUCUGGUUAGUCCUGUGGGUGUGUUUGGUCCAGGACAGUCCCAACAAGCAAGCAUUGAUCAGUGCCGAAGAGCGAUCGUUCAUCACUUCGUCGUUGGGUACUGAGGGAGGAUCUGGCCAUGGAGGUCCCAAGCCAGCUAUUCCAUGGAAGAAGGUCUUCACGUCGGCACCAUUCUACGCUAUCUUGAUUGCCCACGUUUGCAACAACUGGGGCUGGUAUAUGCUGCUGAUCGAACUUCCGUUCUACAUGAAGCAAGUUCUCCAGUUCAACAUCAAGGAAAACGCCGUGGUCACUGCCAUUCCAUUCUUGACCAUGUGGUUCUUCAGUAUGGCUCUUAGCAAGACCUUGGAUGCUCUGCGGGCUCGCAAGAAGAUCAACACCACGAUUGCCAGGAAGACCGCUACCCUGAUCGCGUCGUUCAUUCCCAUGUGCUGUCUGUUGGCUCUGUGCUACAUUGGAUGUAAUCGUGGAGCAGCCGUUGCCCUGAUGACCAUUGGAAUCACCUCUAUCGGCGGUAUGUUCUGCGGCUUCCUGUCCAACCACAUCGAUAUUGCACCGAACUACGCUGGCACCUUGAUGGCCAUUACCAACACUGCUGCAACGUUGCCUGGUAUUACCGUUCCGAUCUUUGUUGGCCAAAUCACCCAUGGAAACCAAACCAUUGGUGCUUGGCGCGUUAUCUUUUUCGUUACGAUCGGCCUGUACAUCAUCGAGAUGAUCGGAUACACUUUCUUGGGUUCAGGAGAAGAACAAUCGUGGAACAAGGGUGACAAGACCAACAAUGGUGCUGUUGAAAACGGUGAAGCCGAAGCUACGCCACUGAACACGAAGGAAACGAAAACCAACUACACAAACCAAGAAGAGUAGAAUGUGGUGCUCAUUGCACGGAAUUGAAACCAGUGAAUUUGAUGGGAUGCGGAGAGGGUCGUAAACCCACAUGACAUAGGGACGGCAUCGCCUAUCAGAGUGAUUUCACAAAGCGACAAAAAACGAUAUCAAAGCUCUUGUUUCUUACUUGAGAUUUUUUCUGAACUUUUACUACGAAACAAACUUUAAUUUAAAGUUACUUAUUUUUGCGACUACAAUGGUACUUUUACACAAAAAUACUUAUUAUACAAGAAAGUCAAAUAUUACUUAAGUUGCUAAAAUUAAAACUAAGAUUUUUAUAACAGAAUAUGUUUUGUUUUGAAAUUUUAACCUAUCAACAAAGAGGAAACCCAUACCGCCGAUCGAUCCAAAUGCUGCCAUAUGCGAACUUUUGAAUUAAUUUGCCUCAAACAGAAACAUUAUCUAAAAAUGCAAACAACCGAAUGGACUUGAAACUGCGGCUUUACGGCCAAACCUCUCUGAUACUUUAGGAACCAAGCAAUUCAAAGUUACUUGAAGAGACUUUCUGUGAACUAAAUUGCAAGCAUUUAGCUAAAACAAUUAAUCAAACAAACAAAGAAAACUAUUAUAUGGAAGGAUGUUAGGUUAUACUAGGCACACCUAUGAAAUGCUUUAACUGAGGAAAGGAUAUUUAAAUGUUAGUGCAACAAAGCAAACUUAUAAUAAACCGAUGAAAAACAAUUUGGGGGCAAAUAUUACAGCCAAAACUAGGUCAGACAGCGUACAACAAAAUAGUUUCAAUCUUGAAAUCCCCGUGAACGUAGAUUGUUUGCUUAAACGUUUUCAUUGCUUUUCAAAAAGUUUAUUUUUCCUUAGAAAACAAAACUCAUAGUGGUUUCUUGUAAAACAUGAUCGCUCAAAUUGUGCACCCGUUCAUAAAACGCAAAUGCGAAAAAAUAGUUCUUGAAAACAGGACUUGAACUCAAGAAAACGAUUGAGCAAAUAUUUCGCAUCAGAAAAGGGAAAUCAAGCAGGAAAAACAGCGAUAUGGAAAAUGUAAAGUUGCUUUAGUGUAAGUUAAUUUGCUGCAUUGCAGUGUGUAGAUUAAGCUCUCCAGAAAACCUAAAGAAAAUCCAUAAAAAGAAGAGUAAAGAGAUGCAUGAACAAUGUUGUUAUAUCGUAUAAAGAUACAUUUAUCAACCCAGAUUCGUCAAUAAAGUGAAACCUGAA
Messenger RNA from Aedes aegypti (yellow fever mosquito), 3195 nucleotides. It is a transcript of the gene MFS3, whose product is annotated as sialin. Bases 460 to 2004 code for a protein of 514 amino acids. The record is from RefSeq and is a predicted model, not a curated record. The transcript has 4 exons. Gene Ontology annotation, biological process: monoatomic anion transport; transmembrane transport. Gene Ontology annotation, molecular function: transmembrane transporter activity. Lineage: Eukaryota; Metazoa; Arthropoda; Insecta; Diptera; Culicidae.